This is a messenger RNA of Propithecus coquereli (Coquerel's sifaka), 2998 nucleotides long. It is a transcript of the gene CHTF18, whose product is annotated as CTF18, chromosome transmission fidelity factor 18 homolog (S. cerevisiae). Bases 1 to 2925 code for a protein of 974 amino acids. Gene Ontology annotation, molecular function: DNA clamp loader activity; ATP hydrolysis activity; single-stranded DNA helicase activity. Lineage: Eukaryota; Metazoa; Chordata; Mammalia; Primates; Indriidae. The transcript has 22 exons. Gene Ontology annotation, cellular component: nucleus. The record is from RefSeq and is a predicted model, not a curated record.
AUGGAGGAGGACUACGAGUGGGAGCUGCGCGGCGUCGAGGAUGACUUCCAACGCCAGUUCGCCGCCGAGCUCGAGGUGCUGGCCGAGCUGGAAGGGACGCCGACUCUGUCACCCUCCCGAGCCCCCCAGCCCACGGUGGGCCGGCCGCGGCUCACGUUCGAGGAGGCCAUCGCCGGAGGGGACGCCACCACCCACCCCUCGCCCGCUGGAUCUCCGGGGAAGAGCAAGGGCCGUGCCAGCAAGAGGCCACUGGAUGCUGACUUCCAGAGGGAUGGGCUCCUGCCCCCCACCCCUAAAAUCAAACGGCGCAGGCUAGAGGUAGUCAAGAGACUGAACUUUAGGCCAGAGGAGACGGAGGAACCGCCACUGCCUGACUCCCCACCAAGGGACAUCACCCCCCCUCCAAGUCCUGAGAUCCCCACCAAGCUGUGGGGCGAUGGGCCCUCAGACGCUGGUGCCGACGGGGCUCUCACACGGGCCUCACCAGCCGCCCGCAAUCCCGUCCUGAGACGGCCCCCUGUCCUGGAGGACUACGUCAACGUGACGUCCACCUGUGGUGAUCGGGCCUUCCUGGUGCUGCGUGAAGAUCGCACGGGCACUGGGGUACAGAGCCCUCUCCUCGACAUCCGCUGGCGAGGCCGCGGCCAGCUGGACCUGCUGGGUGUGUCCUUUGCGUCGCUGAAGGAGCAGGUCGACAGCGAGCGACGGCAGCGGCUGCUCCAGGAGGCCCAGUGGCUCUCAGACACCCUGCGCAGCCUCGGGCCGGAGGCGGAGGAGGCCCAGCCCGCAGGGGCCCCUGAAGAGGAGCCAGUGGACGGCCAAGACGCCUCCCAGCAAUGCCUGUGGGUAGACGAGUUUGCGCCCCAGCACUACACGGAGCUGCUCAGUGACGACUUCACCAACCGCUGCCUCCUCAAGUGGCUGAAACUGUGGGACCCGGUGGUGUUUGGCCACGAGAGGCCUGCCCGGAAGCCCAGGCCCAGCGCCGAGCCGGCCCGGGUCAGCAAGGAGGCUGCAGCCUCGGCCAAGUGGAAGAGCCACGAGCAGGUGGUGGAGGAGAUGCUGGAGGCCGAGCUGGACCCGAGCCAGCGGCCCCGGCAGAAGGUGGCAUUGCUGUGUGGACCCCCGGGGCUGGGCAAGACCACUUUGGCUCACGUGAUUGCACGGCACGCGGGGUAUUCCGUGGUGGAGAUGAACGCAAGUGAUGACCGCAGCCCGGAGGCCUUCCGCGUGCGCAUCGAGGCAGCCACGCAGAUGGAGUCAGUGCUGGGCGCUGGUGGGAGGCCCAACUGCCUGGUCAUCGAUGAGAUCGACGGGGCCCCCACGGCUGCCAUCAACGUCCUCUUGAGUGUCCUGAACCGCAGGGGCCCACAGGAGGCGGAGCUGAGGGGCCCGGCCGCGCCUGUGGGUGGAGGCGGCCGGGGCCGCGCAGAGCGGGGACUUCUGACGAGGCCCAUCAUCUGCAUCUGCAAUGACCAGUUUGCGCCGUCACUGCGGCAGCUGAAGCAGCAGGCCUUCCUGCUCCACUUCCCGCCGACUCUGCCCUCGAGGCUGGUGCAGCGGCUGCAGGAGAUCUCCCUGCGGCAGGGCGUGCGCGCUGACCCGGGCGCGCUGGCGGCCCUCUGCGAGAAAACUGACAAUGACAUCCGUGCCUGUGUCAACACUCUGCAGUUCCUGCACAGACAGGGCCGGCGGGAGCUCAGCGUGCGUGACGUGCAGACCACGCGUGUUGGCCUCAAGGACCAGCGCAAGGGGCUCUUCUCGGUGUGGCAGGAGGUCUUCCAGCUGCCUCGGGCCCAGAGGCGACGCGUGGGCCAGGACCCGGCCCUGUCCGCCCACAUGCUUCGGCUCAGCCCCGGGGACACGGGCUCCCUGACCACGGCCUCACAGCGCUUCUACCACGUUCUGCACGUCGCCACCUCUGCCGGCGAGCACGAGAAGGUGGUCCAGGGUCUGUUCGACAACUUCCUGCGCUUGCGCCUGCGGGACUCCAGCCUGGGGGCCGUGUGCUCCGCCCUCGACUGGCUGGCCUUCGACGACCUGCUGGGGCAGGCCGCCCACCACGGCCAGAGCUUCCAGCUGCUGCGCUACCUGCCCUUCCUGCCCGUGGCCUUCCACGUGCUCUUCGCCCGCAGCCACGUGCCGAGGAUCAGCUUCCCCAGCAGCCAGCAGGAGGCCCAGAACCGGAUCAGCCAGACAAGGAACCUGAUCCAGACGCUGGUGUCGGGCAUGGCGCCAGCCACGCGCAGCCAGGCUGCGCCCCAGUCCCUUGUCCUGGAUGCCCUCUGCCUGCUCCUGGACAUCCUCGCGCCCAAGCUGCGCCCCGUGAGCACGCAGCUGUAUGGUGCCCGCGAGAAGCAGCAGCUGGCCAGCCUCGUGGGCACGAUGCUCGCCUACAGCCUCACCUACCGCCAGGAGCGCACGCCUGACGGGCAGUAUGUCUACAGGCUGGAGCCGAACGUGGAGGAGGUCUGCCGCUUCCCAGAGCUGCCCGCCCGCAAGCCCCUCGCCUACCAGGCCAAGCAGCUCAUCGCCCGGGAGAUCGAGGUGGAGAAGAUGCGGCGGGCAGAGGCUGUGUCCCGGGCUAGGAACAGCCCCCAGGUGGACAGGAGCCCUGUGGGACCUGAGGGUCCGCUGGGAGGCAGUGGGGAGAAGGACGUGUGCCGACCUGCUCUGCGCAACCACGAGCAGCGGCUGGAGCACAUCAUGAAAGCAGUCCGGGAGGAGCAGCCUGAGAGGGACUUCUUUGGACGUGUGGUCGUCAGGAGCGCGGCAGCCCCGAGGGCAGGUGACGUGGCCCUGGAGAAGGACGCGGUGGAGCGGCGCAUAGGCACGGCGGUGGGCAGGAGCGAGGUCUGGUUCCGCUUCAACGAGGGUGUCUCCAAUGCCGUGCGGCGCAGCCUGUACAUCCGGGACCUGCUGUAGCCCCAGGCCCGGGGGGUGACCCCACGGGGGCCCCUGGCGUUGCUUUGUCUCCACAGAAGACGAAUGAAACACA